This is a messenger RNA of Carya illinoinensis, 1017 nucleotides long. RefSeq names its product CCG-binding protein 1. Gene Ontology annotation, molecular function: mediator complex binding. The coding region runs from base 147 to 758 and encodes 203 amino acids. The record is from RefSeq and is a predicted model, not a curated record. The transcript is spliced from 3 exons. Lineage: Eukaryota; Viridiplantae; Streptophyta; Magnoliopsida; Fagales; Juglandaceae. Gene Ontology annotation, biological process: pollen tube guidance. Gene Ontology annotation, cellular component: nucleus; cytosol.
UAUCCAGUCUGCAUCGCGCCGCUGAUCACCAGAGUAUAAAAUUGCGUCUUUCCUUCCCCAAGGCUUCCUUGCUCCAAUCUCUUUUCUGUGGGUGUGAUCCGUGAGAUACCGGCAUCGCUUUUUGUGUGUGUUUCUGUUUGGAUACGAUGAUAAAAUCAGCCCUGCUACGUUCUUACCCUUCUCCUCUGCUACUGGAAGCCAAGGAUCUUCACCGUACACAACUAUCCACUGCAAGAUUUGCUUCCACUGUAACUUGCUCUUCCAGAGACCAAGCUUAUAUUCCGAAACUCCAGCCCUUUAGCCGAUCCAAGUUCGAACGGGUCGUCAAAGAUCCCCCCUUGAUCGAGAAGUGCGAAAAUGAGCUUUCUGAUUAUUGUUCGACGCUAGAAGGAGAUGAUUCUUAUAGUUGUUGGAGGGCGUAUUUCGAACUCAAAGAUCUUGAAAGGGAGUCGCCAAAAGAAGACGUGGAGAAGCUGAUUCUGCAAACAGGGGGCAUAAAAUCCUUAAUCGGGUGCUUACACGGCAUUGCAGCAAUGCUAAAAAACAAGAAUGCCGGGUCCAACAAAGCCAAGCCGUUGAAUGAGGAGAAAGGAGGAGAGAGACUCUGUCCAAUACCAGAUGGAUUGCCGAAAUCACUGCACGAGGUCGAGGAAGAAGAGCGAGCUAGAAUGCCUGAUUCGCCAUUCACCCGGCUUCUUAGAACCAAAGGGAGGUCCCCUGCAUGGUAUUCCCCCGCCCCUGACCAUGAAACUGACUGAUUUAAGCAGGGAGACGUGAGCAAGGUUGUGUCCAGUUCGUUGUAUAAUUACUGAUCAAGUGGACGUGUGUGGUUAAAGAUAUGGGAUCUUCACGUGGGUUGUGAGGCUUUUAUAUUUGGGAUGAGUUUCUUGUAAAAUUAUCAUAAAAAGUGUUUGGUCUGGUUUGUGGCAACCGCCAACCGCACUACAAACAAUCUCAUUUCUUGUAAAUAUGGAAUUUCAAAAGCGAGGACGAUUAUAAAGUUCGUAGUUUGAGGUA